CAUGUUGGGAGCCGCCGCUGUGUGAAGCUCAGGGGCGGCUAGGGAACCUCGGGCAUCGGCGGGGAAGGGCAGGCGGUGUCCGAGCCGGGCUCUGGAGGCGCAGUGGGGCUCGGGGGUCUCAAACCUGCCCCACACUCGCUUCGGGUCCCGGGUUUCCCCCAGUCCAGUUUUUUUCCAACCGGCGCGGCCUUGUCUGAGCGCCUCAUCCCCGGCCUCGCGUGAUCCGUCAAGCCGAGCACCCCUCACCCAAACCCGGCGGAGCGGGGGACCCUUUCAUGCAGAGUCGGUGCUCCCCGACCACUUAUUGACCCCCUUUUUUUCCCCAUGCUGGUGGCCUGGCCGCCCCCCUCACCGUGAGGAGGAGGAGGAGGAAGAAGAGGAGGAGGAGGAGGAAGCUGACCCCUUCCAGCUGGGUCAGGGAGGAGGAGGAGGAGAAGAAGAGGAAGGAGUCGAGCAGCUGGGGGGACCCCCCCUCAGGCCCUGCCAAGGGGAGCCAUGUCGAACAGCGGACGGAGCCCCCUGCCCACCUUGGCUGAGAACACGGAGCAGGUGUGCUGCAGCUCCCCACCCCACCCGUCGUGGCUUGAGCAGGCAUGCGACAGGUUCGUCACCCACGUUCUGCAAACUAUAAACAGAUCUUCCUUCAUCCAGCCGGCCUUGGGGCAUCCAGAGUCCAAGCCCAGCACAAAGUCCAAUAUGCUACGAGGCCGCACCCCAGCUACCUCUGCCGACGAACAGCCGCACAUCGGGAACUACCGCCUGUUGAAGACGAUUGGCAAGGGCAACUUUGCCAAGGUCAAGCUGGCGCGGCACGUCCUGACGGGGAAAGAGGUGGCCGUGAAAAUAAUCGACAAGACGCAGCUGAACUCCUCCAGCUUACAGAAGCUCUUCCGAGAAGUGCGAAUAAUGAAGGUUUUGAAUCAUCCCAAUAUAGUUAAGUUAUUUGAAGUCAUAGAGACAGACAAGACGCUGUACCUCGUCAUGGAGUACGCAAGCGGAGGUGAGGUAUUCGACUAUUUAGUAGCCCACGGGAGAAUGAAAGAGAAAGAAGCACGGGCAAAAUUCCGACAGAUAGUUUCUGCUGUGCAGUACUGUCACCAAAAAUUCAUUGUACAUAGAGACUUGAAGGCAGAGAAUCUGCUCUUAGACGCCGACAUGAACAUUAAAAUUGCAGACUUCGGUUUCAGCAACGAGUUCACGUUCGGCAACAAGCUUGACACGUUCUGCGGGAGCCCCCCGUACGCCGCCCCUGAGCUCUUCCAGGGCAAGAAGUACGACGGCCCCGAGGUGGACGUCUGGAGCCUCGGGGUCAUUCUUUACACACUGGUCAGCGGCUCGCUGCCCUUCGACGGGCAGAACCUCAAGGAGCUGCGAGAACGGGUCUUGAGGGGGAAGUACCGGAUCCCCUUCUACAUGUCCACGGACUGCGAGAACCUGCUGAAAAAAUUCCUCAUCCUCAACCCUAGCAAGAGAGGCACUUUAGAGCAAAUCAUGAAAGAUCGCUGGAUGAAUGUGGGGCAUGAGGACGAUGAACUGAAGCCUUACUUGGAACCUCUGCCCGACUACAAGGACCCCCGGCGGACAGAGCUCAUGAUAUCCAUGGGAUACACCCGGGAGGAAAUCCAGGACUCGUUAGUCAGCCAGAAGUAUAACGAAGUCAUGGCUACGUAUCUGCUGCUAGGAUACAAAAAUUCGGAGCUUGACAACGAUACCAUCACCUUGAAGCCCCGGACGCAGCCCGAACACACCAACAGCACUGCCCCCUCCCCGUCACACAAGGUACAGCGCAGCGUAUCGGCCAACCCCAAACAACGUCGCUUGAGCGACCAGGUACCAAACAUCCCGACCUCCACCUCGUACUCCAAGAAAACGCAGGCAGCCAACGCGGAGAACAAGCGGCCCGACGAAGAGCGGGAGGCCGGGCGCGGCAAGGCCGGCAGCACCGUCAAAGUGCCCGCCAGCCCGCUGCCGGGCCUCGAAAGGAAGAAGAGCACCCCCACGCCAUCCACAAACAGCGUCCUCUCGACCAGCACAAACCGGAGCCGCAAUUCGCCCAUGCUAGACCGUGCCAGUUUGGGCCAGAACUCCAUCCAGAAUGGCAAAGAUAGCCUUACCACUCCAGGCUCCAGAGCUUCCACUGCUUCCGCCUCCGCCGCCGUGAGCUCCGCGCGCCCGCGACAGCACCAGAAAUCCAUGUCCGCCUCGGUGCACCCCUCCAAGCCCGCGCUGCCCCCCUCCGACAAUAACUGUGAGGCGCAGCGACCCAGCACCGCCCCCCAGCGGGUCCCCGGCGCCUCCCCCUCGGCCCACAACAUCAGCAGCACCAACUUCCCGCGGGGCAUCCCCAGCCGCAACACCUUCCACGCCGGGCAGCUGCGACGAGACCAGCAGAACCAUCCUUACGGCCUCACGCCCGCCUCGCCCUCUGGGAACAGCCAAGGCAGGAGGGGCGCCUCGGGCAGCCUCUUCAGCAAGUUCACCUCCAAGUUCGUACGCAGAAAUCUGUCUUUCAGGUUUGCCAGAAGGAACCUGCAUGAGCCCGAAAGCAAAGACCGCGUGGAGACGCUCAGGCCUCACAUGCUGGGCAGCGGCGGCGGGGAUAAAGAGCGCGACGAGAACCGGGAUGCCAAGCCGCGCUCGCUGCGCUUCACCUGGAGCAUGAAGACCACCAGCUCCAUGGAGCCCAACGAGAUGAUGAAGGAGAUCCGGAAAGUGCUGGACGCUAACAACUGCCAGUGCGAGUUGCAGGAGAAGUACAUGCUCCUGUGCAUGCACGGCGCGCCGGGCCACGAGGCCUUCGUGCAGUGGGAGAUGGAGGUGUGCAAGCUGCCCCGGCUCUCCCUCAACGGCGUCCGCUUCAAGCGGAUAUCGGGCACCUCCAUGGCCUUCAAGAACAUUGCCUCCAAAAUCGCCAACGAACUGAAGCUUUAACAGGGGCCCCCAAGGGGACCGGGGGGGGGGGGGGCGGACGGCCA
Elgaria multicarinata webbii is the source of this 2975-nucleotide messenger RNA. RefSeq names its product microtubule affinity regulating kinase 2 (gene MARK2). Bases 496 to 2931 code for a protein of 811 amino acids. Gene Ontology annotation, biological process: intracellular signal transduction; microtubule cytoskeleton organization; protein phosphorylation. Gene Ontology annotation, molecular function: ATP binding; tau-protein kinase activity; protein serine/threonine kinase activity. The transcript is spliced from 20 exons. NCBI's taxonomy places the organism in Eukaryota, Metazoa, Chordata, Lepidosauria, Squamata, Anguidae. Gene Ontology annotation, cellular component: cytoplasm. The record is from RefSeq and is a predicted model, not a curated record.